AUGCAGGAAAGAGAAAGAGAAAGGUUAGAGAAAGAAAGGCGAGAGAAAGAGAGGCGAGAACGCGAAAGGGAGGAAAGAAAGCGAGAAAGAGAACAGAGGAAGGAGUGGUUUAGGAAAGACAAAGAGUUGGCUGAACAGCAAGCGAGAGAACGCGAAGAGGAAGUCGCUAAAGCGAGAGAACUGCGCGAAGCGAGGAGAAAGAGGAGAGAGGAGAGGAAGAAGCGACAGAACUCGCUGGGAGUAGAUCCUAAUGACGCGAAGUUCAAGGACUUCAUGAAGUGGGUGACAAGUGGAAACAAAGACGAUAUAAGACACGUUGACAACUACGUCCUCAGUGACGAUGACGACAACGACGAUCGUUGGUGA
Messenger RNA from Macrobrachium nipponense, 366 nucleotides. RefSeq names its product RNA-binding protein 25-like. The coding region runs from base 1 to 366 and encodes 121 amino acids. The record is from RefSeq and is a predicted model, not a curated record. NCBI's taxonomy places the organism in Eukaryota, Metazoa, Arthropoda, Malacostraca, Decapoda, Palaemonidae. The transcript has a single exon.